UCUCUCUCUCUCUCUCUCUCUCUCUUUUAGAGCUUUUGUUUCGUCUCAUCUCUCUCCUUUUCUUUAUCCUCCCCAAAUUUUAUCAAUUCGAGCAAAUAAUAAACUUUGUCCGUUUCUUUUUCAUUUUGUUUUCUAAUUUCUUUAAUGAAUCUUUGAGCCCUUGAUUUCUCUGUGAAUUAGUUUUGGAUAGUGACAGUGGUUGUUGUAAGACUCCAAUGCCGAUUGAAGAGGAUACCGAGAGCUGCGGGAGUAGAGCUGUGGACUCGAUGGCCCAUGUAAAUCCUCGACAUCAUAGGCAAAAGCUGGACGUUUACAACGAGGUGCUUAAGCGUAUCCAGGACUCUAAUUACGAGGAAGCUAAUCUUCCCGGUUUCGAUGACCAGCUCUGGCUUCAUUUCAAUCGACUCCCUGCUCGAUACGCAUUAGAUGUGAAUGUGGAGCGGGCAGAAGAUGUGCUAACACAUAAAAGAUUACUGCAUUUGGCAGAAGACCCUGCUAAUCGUCCUGUUUUUGAAGUUCGUAUUGUGCAGGUCUAUUCUGUCUCCACCGCGCCUUCUAUUGACUCUGUUCAUUCUGAUUCUUCUAUGAAAGAAGAUGCACAAAGUGUUUAUCAUUCAAAUAGACAAGGCAUCCACCCACCUCCGACUUUUGGUUCAUCGCCUAAUCUUGAAACUCUUGCACUUCAAGCAAGUAGAUAUCAUGUUGAAGAUGGAGACAGUGCUGUGAAUUCAACAUCACAUCUUUCCCGGCCUAUGCACGAGAUCACCUUUUCAACAGUUGACAGGCCUAAACUCCUUAGUCAGUUGACUUCUUUACUUGCGGAGAUUGGGUUGAACAUUCAAGAAGCUCAUGCCUUUUCCACUGUUGAUGGGUAUUCUUUGGAUGUUUUUGUUGUUGACGGUUGGCCAUUUGAGGAAAUCGAGGAGCUCAAAAAUGCAUUGGAGAAUGAAAUUUUAAAGUCUAAGGAGCAAUCAUAUUCAAGGAAGAGUUCAAUAUCUGCUAUGACUGAGCAUAUCAAAGAAGGAAUCAUUUCCUUGCCCGAUUGUGUUGAAAUUCCUACAGAUGGAACUGAUGUAUGGGAAAUUGAUACCAGGCAGCUCAAAAUUGAAAACAAGAUUGCAUCUGGGUCAUAUGGUGAUCUAUACAGAGGCACAUAUUGUAGUCAAGAGGUGGCUAUUAAAGUCCUCAAGCCUGAGCAGGUUACAGGAGAAAUGUUGAGGGAGUUUUCUCAGGAAGUUUAUAUUAUGAGGAAAAUUCGGCAUAAGAAUGUUGUUCAAUUGAUAGGUGCAUGUACAAGAGCUCCAAACCUGUGCAUCGUGACUGAGUUCAUGGCCAGAGGUAGCAUAUAUGACUAUCUGCAUAAGCAAAGGGGUGUUUUUAAGUUGCCAUCUCUACUUAAAGUAGCGAUUGACGUUUCCAAGGGAAUGAACUAUUUGCAUCAAAAUAACAUCAUCCACAGGGACCUGAAAACUGCCAAUCUUCUGAUGGAUGAAAAUCAAGUUGUUAAAGUUGCUGACUUUGGAGUUGCUAGGGUGCAAUCUCAAUCAGGAGUAAUGACAGCUGAAACUGGAACAUACCGCUGGAUGGCUCCUGAGGUGAUUGAGCACAAACCAUAUGAUCACAAGGCAGAUGUUUUUAGCUUUGGAAUAGCACUCUGGGAACUACUAACAGGAGAACUCCCAUAUGCUCUCUUAACUCCAUUACAAGCAGCGGUUGGUGUGGUGCAAAAGAGUCUACGCCCUGCAAUCCCAAAGAAUACUCACCCAAGACUAGGAGAACUGCUUGAGAGAUGCUGGCAGCAGGACCCAACUCAACGACCUAACUUCUCUGAAAUCAUUGAUAUCCUUCAACAAAUAGCUAAAGAGGUUGCAGAUGAGGAAAAUGGCCGCAAGAGCAAGUCAUCUGGCGGUUUUUUCUCAGCUAUGAUAAGGGGAAACCAUUGAACCCAAGAGAAAAGAGGCUCUGAACUACAUGUAUUAUUGUCUGACUACUUGGCGUAUCUUAUCAUAUGCUUUUUGCAUUGUAUAGAAUUAUGCAUGAUGAGCUAUUCAGUACAGCGGUCUGGGUGAAGAGAGCGAUUCACUUUUUAGCACUCUUUUAAGUUACAGUUGCUGUGUGUGUGUUUGUGUUUCCAAUUUUUCUUUCUUCUGUUAUGUAAAACACUAAUACUUGCCCUUUCAAAUUUUCUUUUCGCAAUCUGUAUCAUGCGGGUCAUCUGAAAACUGCUGUAAGAACUUCGUAUGGGCUUGUUAUAUAAAGAGCGAGAAGUGGAUGAUUGGUGAAAAAAACGCUC
Messenger RNA from Durio zibethinus, 2293 nucleotides. Its product is annotated as serine/threonine-protein kinase STY8-like. NCBI's taxonomy places the organism in Eukaryota, Viridiplantae, Streptophyta, Magnoliopsida, Malvales, Malvaceae. The record is from RefSeq and is a predicted model, not a curated record. Gene Ontology annotation, molecular function: protein serine/threonine kinase activity; ATP binding. Gene Ontology annotation, biological process: protein phosphorylation.